Messenger RNA from Callorhinchus milii (elephant shark), 1273 nucleotides. RefSeq names its product hydroxyacid oxidase (glycolate oxidase) 1 (gene hao1). NCBI's taxonomy places the organism in Eukaryota, Metazoa, Chordata, Chondrichthyes, Chimaeriformes, Callorhinchidae. Gene Ontology annotation, molecular function: oxidoreductase activity; FMN binding. The transcript has 8 exons. The coding region runs from base 46 to 1155 and encodes 369 amino acids. The record is from RefSeq and is a predicted model, not a curated record.
AGCGCACAGCACAGCUAUUGAGUGCUACGGCGGUCAAGGCGAGACAUGGCCACCAAACCAGUGUGCCUGAGCGACUAUGAGCAGUACGCACAGCAGGUUCUCCCCAAAGCUGUGUUCGAUUACUAUUGUUCGGGGGCAGAUGAUCAGCAGACGCUAGCUGACAAUGUGGCUGCCUUCUCCAGGUUGUGCCUCCGCCCACGUGUCCUCAGGGAUGUGUCCAACAUAGAUUUGUCGGUGACCGUCCUGGGCCAGAAUAUCAGCAUGCCGAUCUGUGUGUCUGCCACUGCCAUGCAGAGGAUGGCACAUCCUGAAGGAGAAGUUGCAACCGUCAAAGCCUGCAGUGCUCAGGGCACGGGAAUGAUGCUGAGCACAUGGGCCACAUCCACUAUCGAGGAGGUAGCGGAGGCUUCGCCAGGUGCCACCCGCUGGUUACAGCUGUACAUCUACAGGGAUCGGGACGUGACCGAGUCCCUGGUGCGCCGCGCGGAGGAGGCCGGCUAUCAGGGCAUCUUUCUGACCGUGGACACUCCUUACCUGGGCAAACGUCUUGCUGAUAUGCGCAACAAAUUCAAACUACCAUCUCACCUCAGGAUGGCAAACUUUGAGACACCUGAGUUGGCGUUUGCCAAAAGCGACUAUGGAUCGGCCAGUGGCUUGGCCGGCUACACAGCGGAUGCUAUUGACCCCUCAAUAAAAUGGGAAGACAUCGACUGGCUGAGAGAUCUCACCAAACUGCCCAUCGUUCUCAAAGGUAUCUUGAGAGCUGACGAUGCCAGAGCAGCUGUGAAGCACGGAGUUGAUGGUAUCCUUGUGUCAAACCAUGGAGCGAGGCAACUGGACUGUGUGCCGGCAACUAUCGAUGCUCUGGUUGAAAUCGCUGAGGCAGUGGGUGGAUCGGCUGAGGUGUUCCUGGACGGAGGUGUGAGGAAAGGCACUGAUGUUCUGAAGGCUCUCGCUCUGGGUGCAAAGGCUGUGUUUGUUGGAAGGCCAGUCCUGUGGGGGUUAGCCUACCAGGGAGAAGAAGGGGUCAACGAUGUCCUGCAGAUGCUGAGAGAAGAGUUCAAGUUAGCAUCAGCUCUUGCAGGGUGUCGCAACGUGAGAGAGAUUGACAGGUCGGUCGUGCGAUCUCGUUCCUGGACAGCCUCCCGCUUCUGAGAUCCUUUCCUCAACAGUGAAGAGACACAGAGAACAGUUACUACUUCAAGUGCCCUUCGCAUUCACUCUCAUAUACAAUAAUAAAUAAUCAUCCCCACAUUUGAUACAGCGCCUAUCA